Anisakis simplex (herring worm) is the source of this 2037-nucleotide messenger RNA. Lineage: Eukaryota; Metazoa; Nematoda; Chromadorea; Rhabditida; Anisakidae. The record is from the annotation of a GenBank genome assembly.
GAAGUAAUCGCAGGAUUUGCAAUAGCGAUGAGUUUAGCUGAGAAACCUGCAUGGACCAGUAUGGAUAAGGAUCAUUUCGUGAGACGUUUGUCAUCGAUGUGUGGACAGGUGGAAAAAAUUAUUCAACGUGGAAGUAUCGAGGAUAUUGAAAAUUGGGAAUUAAAUGGAUUGCGUAGAAAGAUAUGGCGGUCUUGCAGUCAGCUGAUUGAUGACGAAGAAUAUGGACAAAGAGCAUUAGAAUGGAAUUGGCGUUCGUGUUAUUAUUCGUUGAUAUUACGCAUUCGUAACGGCUUCAGUAACAUACUAAGUGAACAACAAAAACAAUGGUCUACUCGUAUAAUGCGUCGUUUAAUCGCUGAAUUAGCUUAUUUGGCUAAUUUCGUUAAGCGACACUCCUCGAGACGUGCACUCAUAUCAGUUUAUAUUGGUGAUUUGUAUCGUUAUUCAUAUUUGCUGUGCUCAGCUGAACGUGAUCGUCAUAUAGCCAUUCUGCAAUACAAGGAAGCAGUGGCCAUUGAUUCGCAUUUGGGAUUAGGUUUCAAUCAGAUGGGGUUAUUAAUUCAAGAGACCGAACCGGCCACAGCGUUGAUGCAUUUCAUGUUGGCAGUUCUCGCUGAGCAUCCCUUCAACGGUGCUUACGCCAAUAUUCUCGCAUUUCUUACGCGUGCUCCAUCGUUGCAAUUGCGUGAAAAUGCAGAUAUCAUUUCACUCAUCACUCACUGUUUUAGUUCGUUCAGAGCAUUAGAAUUCGAUGAAUAUCGAAUGAAAUGGAUGGAAGAAAUGCAUUCAAAAUUGGGGUUACAUGACGAAGAGCGUGUUGCAUUCCGAAUACAUCUCUUGGCAUUAUCUGCGGCAACACUUGCAACAAAAAAAGAAAACGAAGUAUGUCGUGCGAUAUGCACAAUGCUUUUGGAUAUUUCGACGGCAGUCAUAGAAGCAGUCGAAGAAUUGGCUGCGAAUGUAGCAGCGUCGUUGAUGCGGAAAGGUGCUCGUCGCCGGAAAGCAUCUGAUUCGAGUCAAGAAGAGACGUUUGGUUGUACUUCACAAGCAACAAAAGGUGGAGGAGAUUACUGCAGUGAUAAUGAAGACGACGUCGUUGAAUUGUCUGAUGAUGAGGAGGAUGAUGAGUAUUAUUUGUGUUCUGGAGAUCCAUACCAUGUCGAGAAAGUUAUGGAAAAGCUGAAAGCAAAAAAACAAUUAAAUGAUGCAAAAUUAUUACUCACUGCGCUUGUUCAUUUCACAAUUUUGAACGCAAAACAACUAUAUGCUGAGCGUACACCUGGUGCAAUCAGAUCGAGUUUCGAGGAAUUUAUGCAGCGUCUAACCGAAACACUGAAUUCAUUAAUGAUCGAUGAUGCGAAUGACAAAUUUGUAGAAAAUCUCAGUGAUUCAGAUAGUAAUAGGAAUGUACCGUUUUGGUUCAUAAGCACUGGUGAAAGCUAUUUAUUGUUACCAGAUUUGCUUCGACAAUUGAUUCAAGCUGAUUACAUCCCAAUUUCAUUUGAUAAAUUCUUCCGCUAUGCACCCAUUACGUCGAAAAAAGAUACGGUGAUGCAGAAUAUGGCCAAACUACGGCUGGAAUGUCGCGCUAAACAAGAAGAAGCUCGCUCGAUGUUACCCAUUUAUGUAGUGCCCGAACAUGAUGUGGUACUGGAACGUUUGAAUGUGUUGCGUAGCUUACUGCGGGACAAGCGAUUGGACGUGAUAAUAGCUGAAGAUACGCUUCGUUUUUUCGAUAAAAUCAAGAAAGGUGACAUUCGUGCUCGAGAGGCGAUUCGUUGGCUUCAGAAGGGUCUUUAUGAGCAUGGCGAUUAUCUUGCAAUGCAUAAAGCUGAUUCGGUGCGUCAGUGUGCUGAUAAUCUCGUAACGUCUUCGUCUCAUCUUGACAAUCCUUUAAUUGUUGCCGUUCUCACUAUGGAUCAAAUGGAUGAGCAAUACGAUCAAAAACCGUUCAUGCUUAGUGCAAAGAUCAGCAGAGAAAAUGUGGAUCGGUUUGAAGUGCGUUACAAGUAUGCAUUGAAAGACAACUUCUUCUAA